AGGAGGCCUCCAAGUGGCAAGAGGACAUGUCCUCUGUCGUGGCCCAGAGGGAAGUCAAGGGCAGAAUCAUCCAUCUUUCCCUCUCUUAGAGAAACAAGAUCCCGCAGCCCUGAUUGGCCAUGGAAAGAUGUGGGGCGAAACCCAGAACCUCUGCUAUCCCUGCUUAGGGCACUUAACGAAGAAUUGAGCAAGAGGGACUUUACCAAUGCACGUUGGCUUGAAGACCUCUCUUCCCACUAACACCAAAGCCAGGAGAGGUACCAACUACUGAAUUUCAGCUGGAGAAGCGGCCACAGCACAAUGAAGCUUUUCAUAGGCCUUGUUUUCUGUUCCUUGAUCCUGGGAGUCAGCGGUGAAGGCUGGUAUUCGUUCUUCAAGGCGGCUGUGCAAGGGACUUCGGACAUGUGGAGAGCCUUCUGGGACAUGAAAGAAGCCAAUUACCAAAAUUCAGGCAGAUACUUCCGUGCUCGAGGGAACUAUGAGGCUGCCCAGAGGGGCCCUGGGGGUAUCUGGGCUGCAAAAAUCCUCAGCAACAUCGGGGAGUACCUUCAAGGAUUCUUACACAAGUUUUCCCUUGGAAGUGGCAGCUACGGGUUGGAGGACCAGGUGUCUAACCGGAAAGCUGAGGAAUGGGGCCGGAGUGGCCAAGACCCAGGUCGCUUCAGACCUGCAGGCCUGCCUAAGAAAUACUGAGUCCUGCUUCCUGUGCUCUCAUGGGGGCACAUCGCUCCCCUAAAACAGGGAAAUAGCAUCACUGAGCUUUGUCACCCCAGGAACUGAGACAGGCACACAGAGCUGCCCAAUAAAUGUUUGUGAAGCUGAA
Messenger RNA from Hippopotamus amphibius kiboko, 823 nucleotides. RefSeq names its product serum amyloid A-4 protein-like. The record is from RefSeq and is a predicted model, not a curated record. The transcript has 5 exons. Bases 301 to 693 code for a protein of 130 amino acids. NCBI's taxonomy places the organism in Eukaryota, Metazoa, Chordata, Mammalia, Artiodactyla, Hippopotamidae. Gene Ontology annotation, cellular component: extracellular region.